This is a messenger RNA of Lytechinus pictus (painted urchin), 612 nucleotides long. RefSeq lists its product as uncharacterized. The coding region runs from base 1 to 612 and encodes 203 amino acids. NCBI's taxonomy places the organism in Eukaryota, Metazoa, Echinodermata, Echinoidea, Temnopleuroida, Toxopneustidae. The record is from RefSeq and is a predicted model, not a curated record. The transcript has 5 exons.
AUGGAUCAUGAAAUAUUUGUGGCUGAAAAUAACAUGCUGGAAAUGGAGAGGUCCACUGUGAAGCUAUGCUGGGAAAGAGAAGAGAAACUUGAAGAGCUUAAAAUCCAGAAGAAUGAAUUCAUACCAGGUCAAUGGAAUGUAGGAUCUGUCAUGCUUGGAGGUUUGGGGAAGGAUCCCGAAAUUGAGAUUGAUAUUGAUGAUUCAGAGAGCCUUUCUCAGGAUGCAUUUCAAGGUAUGAUCCGGAGAACACACUCCAGGGCUGUGAGUAGGAAUACAUCACGUAAUACUCUCACCCCUCGAGGGGGUAGUUCACUGAGGCAGAGCCAGCAUUCUCUGCUGCAAUCCAGAGGUACAUACCGGACUCCAAGUAGAGCAUCUCUUACAUCUCGCACUGAAACAGGGAAACUAACCAAACAGAAGGAAACCACACAGAAUAAACUUGAACAUAUCUGGAACUCACUUCUGAUGCCUGAGAAUCUAAGACUAGACAUGGCUAUCAAAUACAGCUCAGAUGAAUAUAUACCAUUACUUGAAGAUAUUGAACAAAUAUGGUACGUAAUGGAUGAAUAUCAUGCAUCAGUUAAUACAUCUCGCCAGUAUCCGGAGGGGUAG